AUGUCGUACCAAUAUCCGCCGUCACAUAACGGCGCCGAGAUGGACAUGUCGCAUCACAGCUACAUGUCCGGCUACCCGACGCCGACAACUUCCUCCUUGGAGGUAAGACCUGCCCUGCAACUCCAUCCAGCACAACAACUACCACCACCUCCAACACCACUUUCAGCACUUUUUCCACCUCUCGCCUACCCAGCCCUGGCGAGCGCGCGCAUGCCCCUAGCGCAGCGACGAGAAUCGCUGUCCAGAGCCUCCAAGUUGAAAAGGUCCGUCUCGACCCCUAACGUGAGACCACAGGGGAUGAACGAUUCCGACUCCCUCAGUCUCCACGGCGAGAAGAAGCGCAACAAACUUGGGUACCACCGAACAUCCAUAGCCUGUGGAAACUGUCGGAAGCGGAAGAUCAGAUGCCAGCCGCGGAACGGAGACAUCCAGAACCGGUGCGAGCAGUGCAUCAGGUUGAAAAAGGACUGCAACUUCUACCCCGUGGACCAACAACCGCCGCCCGCGGCGCUGCCGAGGCCCGGGGUCGUGCGAUCAUCCGCCGUGGGAGGAGGCAAGCUCGCGUCCACGUCUGCGUCCGAGUCUGGACAUCCCGCCGACGGACAACAACACCACCAGCAGCCCUACCACCAGCUGGCGUCGAUGCCUUCGAUCCACAGCAUGGGGCCCCCGCCGACGAAGCAAGAGCAGUACCCAGUCAAGCAAGACUCGUACCACGAAGAACAACACAAGACUAGCAGCAAAUCCAGCGGCAGCAGAACUUUCGGCUACGGCCAAGGCAUGGCCAGCUGGGCACCAACAGUAGCCGAGACGAGCAGCCCCUCCACUGCAAAGGGGUCUUCGGGAGGAGACAUGAUCAAUUCGUCGUGGAGGAACUACCCCCAGCGAUCGCCCGUGACGCCCGGCUACUCCCCGUACGCAGCGCAGCCGUCGUCCGCGACGUGGCCCGCGGCUGCAGCUCCGCUCGGAACCCCAGUGCCAGUGCCAGCGGCGGCGACUUCGAGACCCGAAGACGGCUGGUCCGCGUACCACCCAGCAGCAGCGGCGCCGACGCGGUCCCUGUCGUACGACGGCGAGCAGCAUGCGAGCCAGCAGCAGUAUGUUGCGACGACGAGCAGCCGGCCCUCCUAUGACCGCAGGGCGUCGAUGGCGUCGUCGUCGGAUCUGUACCACCACUCGCCGAUCUCAACGACCAAGAUGGAGGGCGGCGUGGCGGGGGGCGCGGCGCCGUCUGCGUCGUACGGCGCUUGGCAGCAGCAGCAGCAGCCGUACCAGGGCUGGUAUGGGGACUCCUCCGGGCAGCCAGUAGUCUCGUCCGGGGCCGAGCACCCGGCACAGGUGUAUUAUGGCAGAUAG
Molecule: messenger RNA, 1356 nt
Organism: Anthostomella pinea
Lineage: Eukaryota; Fungi; Ascomycota; Sordariomycetes; Xylariales; Xylariaceae
Source: the annotation of a GenBank genome assembly